CAUAGGAGCUGGAUGGCCUCUUGGAAAUCAAUCGCAUGACCCACAAGCUGCUGUGUAGGUUCCUGACACUGGACAGCUUUGAUGCCAUGUUCCGGGAAGCCAACCACAAUGUGUCUGCCCCCUAUGGGAGAAUCACCCUCCACGUCUUCUGGGAACUGAACUAUGACUUCCUGCCCAACUACUGCUACAAUGGCUCCACCAACCGGUUUGUUCGGACAGUAUUACCAUUUUCUCAGGAAUUUCAAAGAGAUAAACAACCUAAUGCACAACCCCAAUAUUUGCAUGGAUCCAAGGUAGGUUGUUUUGUGUUUGUGUUACAGUUUUUAAGUUUAUAAUGAAGCAUAGUUUGAAAUCUAAUUUUUUUUUCCAAGACCUGAUCUCACCAUGUUGCCUAGGCUGGUCUCAAACUCCUGGGCUCACGUGCUCCCCUUGCCUCAGCCUCCCAAGUAGGUGACAAUACAGGUGUGAGCCCCUGUGUUGAGCUUACCAUUUAAUU
Messenger RNA from Castor canadensis (American beaver), 496 nucleotides. The record is from RefSeq and is a predicted model, not a curated record. NCBI's taxonomy places the organism in Eukaryota, Metazoa, Chordata, Mammalia, Rodentia, Castoridae.